Messenger RNA from Notechis scutatus (mainland tiger snake), 3566 nucleotides. Lineage: Eukaryota; Metazoa; Chordata; Lepidosauria; Squamata; Elapidae. The record is from RefSeq and is a predicted model, not a curated record.
GAAAGCACACCUCUCCAGCUGGCUCUAGUAAUCUGGGAUACAAUCUGGAGAAAGGUAUGCGUGGAAUGUGCUUCUUCCAUCAGUUCACCACCACCACCUCCCCCACCCUGCCUAUGGCAACUCAAGAGCAGGCUAGGAACGCUUUAUGAGUUGACUGGGACUUUCCAUGUUUCGGACUUGACGUCCAUCGUUCAAGGAAAAAUCUUUUCAUCCCAACUUCCAAAUUUACAAUGGGUGGAAACAGGCCAUAGUUGAGGUCUGGAGCAAGUCAGAAGUGACUGAGCCACGGAAGUCCCAUUCCUGGACCUCUUCAUAGCUUCGCUGUCUCUGGAGGACAUGAGAUGCCUUCUCUGAAGUUCUCCAACUUCUCCAGGGUUUAGGUUUAGGUUCUCUGUGGAGGACUUUGGGACCGUCUUGUCCAGAAAGAUCCAUCCAUCCUAUAAGAUCUAUUCUGUUGAGGACAUUAGAUCCUAUAAGAUCCAUUCUCUGGAGGACAUUCUCUGGUGGUCUCCUGUCAAGUUCUCAAAGUUCUCCAGAGUUUAGGUUGUCUGUGGAGACUUUGAGACUUCUUCUCCAGACGGGUCUAUCCAUCCAUCCUAUGAGGUGCAUUCUUUGCAGGACAUGAGAUGCCUUCUUUGAUGGUCUCCUAUGAAGUUCUCCAGGGUUUAGGGUUUAAGUUUCCCAUGGAGGACUUUGGGAGUCCUUCUUCUCCAGGAGAAUCCAUCCAUCCUAUAAGAUGUAUUCUCUGGAGGACAUCAGAUAUCUUCUCUGGUUGUCUCCUAAUGAAGUUUUCCAGUGUUAGGGUUUUGCUUUUCCAUGAUAGACUCCGGGACCACCUCCAGGAGAAUCCAUCCAUCCUAUAAGGUCCACCCAAUGAGAAACAACGAUCGAGGAAGUGGACCUGCCACAAAGCACUUAGCUGUGCUUAACCACAAGCUCCACCUUCCUCCACUCAACGGAAAUCACCCAGCUUGACUCACCCUUCUUUCCACACUGACGAGCAAGGACGGUUGUCAGUCCCGGUAAGCAGACACACUUCUCCAGGAACAUGGCAGAGCAAGAGAGCCUCGAAUUUGGGAAAGCGGACUUUGUCCUCUUGGACGAGGUGACCAUGGAGGACUUCCUGGAGAACCUGAAACUGAGGUUUGAGAAAGGACGCAUCUACACCUACAUCGGGGAAGUGGUGGUCUCCAUCAACCCAUACAAACCUCUGUCACUCUACGGGAAGGACACAAUCGAGCAUUACCGUGGUCGGGAACUCUAUGAGAGGCCGCCUCACCUCUAUUCCGUAGCUGAUGCAGCCUACAAGGCCAUGAAGAGACGGGCCAUGGACACCUGUGUGGUCAUCUCAGGAGAAAGUGGAGCCGGAAAAACGGAAGCCAGCAAGUACAUCAUGCAAUAUAUUGCCGCCAUCACCAAUCCGAGCCAGCGGGCCGAAGUGGAAAGGGUGAAAAAUGUUCUCCUCAAAUCCAACGGUGUCCUGGAGGCCUUCGGCAACGCCAAGACCAACCGCAACGACAAUUCCAGCCGCUUUGGAAAAUACAUGGACAUCAAUUUUGACUUCAAGGGAGAUCCCACCGGGGGACACAUCAGCAACUACCUGUUGGAAAAGUCACGAGUCCUCAAACAGCAACCAGGCGAGAGGAAUUUCCAUGCCUUCUACCAGUUGCUUCUUGGUGCCUCCGACGCUAAGCUGGACUCUCUCCACCUGGUUGGAGACCCAACGGCCUACAGGUUUACCAAGGAGGGUGGUAGUAGUAAUGACAGGUCUUUGGAGAGUGAGAAAAGCAACUAUCAAUCUGUCUUGGACGCCAUGAAAGUGAUCGGUUUUACUUCGGAAGAGAUCGAUUCUGUGCAGAAGAUCCUGGCAGCCAUUUUACACUUGGGCAAUGUGAAUUUCAUCUACUCUGGUGACGAGGUGGCCAUCGAAGACCCACAACUGGUCUCCUACCUUGCGGAGUUGACUUCCACUGAGCCGGAGAGUCUCCUGAACACCCUCCUGUAUCGGACGGUGGCAACGGGUGGUGGGGAGGUGAUCCAAAAAGGCCACGGUUGCGAUGAAGCCAACUACGCGCGGGAUGCUUGCGCCAAGGCUAUUUAUGAGCGGCUCUUUUGUUGGAUUGUGACCCGUAUCAAUGCCGUCAUCGCAGUCAAGAACUACGACCCGCGAAUCCAUGGCAAAAAUACAGUCAUCGGUGUCUUGGACAUUUACGGCUUCGAGAUCUUUGACAACAACAGCUUCGAGCAGUUUUGUAUCAACUAUUGUAAUGAGAAGCUGCAGCAGCUGUUCAUCGAGUUGAUCCUCCAGCAGGAACAGCAGGAAUACCAGCGUGAGGGGAUUGAAUGGCAACACAUUGAAUAUUUUGACAAUCAAAUCAUCGUCGAUUUAGUGGAAGAACCGCACAAGGGUGUCAUCGCCAUCCUGGAUGAAGCUUGCUUGACUGUGGGCAAAGUAACUGAUGCCCUUUUCUUGGAGAGUAUGGAUGCCAGGCUUGGCAAACACCCACAUUAUACCAGCAGGAAGCUCAAUUCCACUGACAAGUCCAUGGAGUAUGGGCGUGAUUUCCGGAUCAAGCAUUAUGCCGGAGAUGUUACGUAUUCUGUGGAAGGAUUUCUCGAUAAGAACAAGGAUACGCUGUUCCAGGAUUUCAAGCGACUGCUGUACAACAGCACAGACCCCCUCCUCCAGGAGAUGUGGCCGGAGGGCAAGCAGAGCAUCACGGAGGUGACAAAGCGGCCCCUGACUGCCGCCACCCUUUUCAAGAACUCCAUCGUGGCCUUGGUGGACAACCUAGCAUCCAAGGAGCCUUUCUACGUUCGUUGCAUCAAGCCCAAUGACCAGAAGUCCCCGUUUCUGUUCGACGAGGAACGCUGCCGUCACCAAGUCUCAUAUUUGGGUCUGCUGGAGAAUGUCCGGGUCCGAAGGGCUGGUUUUGCCUACAGGCAACCAUACCACCGAUUCUUACUCCGGUAUAAGAUGACGUGCGAAUACACCUGGCCCAACCACCUCAUGGCCUCGGAUGGUGCAGCCACCCAAGCCUUGAUAGAGCAACAUGGCUUCCAAGAUGACGUAGCUUACGGCCAAACCAAGAUCUUCAUCCGAACGCCGCGGACUUUGUUCGCCCUGGAACAGGAACGCGCCAACCUGAUCCCCAUUAUUGUGCUGUUGUUGCAGAAGGUCUGGAGGGGAGCCCUCGCCCGCAAACGUUACCGGUACCUGCGAGCCAUCUACACUGUCAUGGCCUACUACAGGCGUCACAAAGUGAAAGGGUACUUGUUGGACCUCAUACAACGCUUCCAAGGGGUGCGCAACAUGGCCGAUUACGGCAAAAGCGUGGCGUGGCCGGAGCCACCGGCAGUGCUGACCCAGUUCCAGGAGAGUUCACAGCUCAUUUUUGCCAGGUGGCGAGCCAGGCAGCUGGUGACCAACCUCUCUCCAUCCGAGAUGAGCCAAAUCAAAGCCAAGGUGGCUGCCUUCGAGGUCUUGCAAGGCCGGCGGAAAAAUUGGGGUUGUUGCCGGAACUGGAGACAGAACUAUUUAGCAGCGGUACGUACAAUGGCCUGAU